Messenger RNA from Xiphias gladius (swordfish), 5309 nucleotides. RefSeq names its product trichohyalin-like. Bases 1 to 5223 code for a protein of 1740 amino acids. The record is from RefSeq and is a predicted model, not a curated record. The transcript is spliced from 20 exons. Gene Ontology annotation, molecular function: actin filament binding. Gene Ontology annotation, cellular component: actin cytoskeleton. Gene Ontology annotation, biological process: actin filament organization. NCBI's taxonomy places the organism in Eukaryota, Metazoa, Chordata, Actinopteri, Istiophoriformes, Xiphiidae.
AUGUCCAAGAAGCAAAGGUGGCAUGAGACCCUGGUGAACUCAAAGACCAACACACCUACACCGAAGAAAGGGGGAAAGGACCUAGCAGCGCUAACAGUGCCUGUAUCUAGUGGUGGUAGACAGGCUGGCAGCAGUACGUCUAAACCCGGCCUCUACUGCGGAAGAAGCAACAGCCCCAGCAGCAGAGGUAGUGAGUUAAAAGCUAGUGGCAGUAAAGUUGGUGGCAGUUUGAAAAGAGGCAGCCUCGGCCAACAAGGCAGCGCUGGCCACCAGGGUACCAGACAAGCAUCUCACCCAGGAAAACCAGCUCUCCGCCUCUGCAGCAGCCGGAGCUUUUCGUCCCUCCACACCUCCUCUCUCACUGCUGCUCCAUUCAUGAGGAGUAGCCGUUCUCUCAGCAGACUCGACCAAAGAACCACUGGACAAGAUUCAGACCAUGCAGUUCCAAGCUUACAAGUUAAAAAAGGACAAGCUUCAGAAAAGAAAGUCCUGUAUUCUGGCCGGCUGUGGUCCUCUGAAGAGCAAAUCAGGGAUAACAAAGACCAGUGCCAUGGUGAUAAUGCGGAGAAAAUGAAAAUAAGCAGCUCCUCUGAGCCACCGGAGUCUUCCUCCUCUUUAGUUUCCUCCACUGCAUGUCAUCUUCACUGCAACAAAGUAAAGGAACAGACCACAGAUGGUGUGUACACGCUCUGUGCAAUGACCUCUGGGAUGAGACGCGACUGCGUCCAAGCAGUGUUGAAGAAUGUGAGGCCUGAUGUCACAAGCAGCCUUUCAGAGCAGAAGACUCAACAGAAAUCGCAUCAACCAGAUUCAGAGUCAGCUGAGGUUGUGUGGAAAUCUGAACACCCAGACAGCUGUUUGCAAGAGCACAAAACCAGUGAGUGGGCAGAGGAUUCACAUCAACAGCAGAAAGAUGAAGACACCAAACUGCAGCCAGAAAAAGAGCAGAGCUCUGCUGUUGGAAACUCAGCUCCGACUCCCAUCAUUCCUCCGCACCAGGUGGAGGAGGGCGACAGUGCUUCCUGUCAUCAAUGUCCGCUUCUCGUUGGAACUGCACAAACUGCACGUGUGACGACUGCAUCAAAGUGUGUUGAAGGAGCUGGAAGUCACAGCUCUAUCUCCACAGCAGUGCCGUCAAUUGACAACUGUUUUGAUGAGCAUUCAAACAUGGGGAAUGAAAUCCAGCAGAGUUGGCAGGAAGCUGGGACCACACCUGAGAGUGGGGUGCAACAGGUAUCGAGAAACACCACCUGUGAGUGUGCGAAAGACAGGGAAACACUGCUGUGUGAGCAGCAAACUGGGCAGCUUGUCAAAGAGCUGGAACAAACACAGAAGGAACUGUCUCGACUCCAGCAGUUAAACAGGAAUCUGCAGGAUGAACUACAAAUCGAAAAAGAGAGUCAUUCAGGAGAGUGGGUUUGUCCACAGAAGGAUCUUCUUUCAAACUCUUUGGAACAAGCUUCGGCUUUACAGCGACUGCAGAAGAUAAACCACGGCCUCCGGAUUGAGCUGGAGGCACAGAAGAGGAGUCAGGAGGAGGCCAGAGAAGCUGAACUACGGAGAAGAGUAGAUCUCUUAGCUCAGCAAGCUCAGUUACUGGUCACGGGUGAUGCCACAGCACUUGCACAAGCUCAUCUAGAGCAAGAUCGACGGCGGUUUCAGGAGCAGCAGAUGGAGUUGGAGCAUUGUGUGUCCUCCCUGAAGUCCCAGCUGAGCACCAGUGAGGCGCAGAGGAGGGAGGCUGAGUCCCGCUUGACGCAGCUGCAGCAGGAGUUGCAGAGUUAUCACAAUCUCCAGCAGGAGGCUGAUCGUUUGCAGGGACAUCUCCAUGAGGUGAAAACUCAACUUUGCGAGAACGAGGAAGCACAGGCCCAAAAAGAGGCUCGCCUGCAGAAGCACCUCAUGCUUCUUCAAGCAAGUCAAGACAGAGAACGGAGAAGCUUGGCUGCUAGCCUGGCGCAGGCCGAGCAACACUCGCAAGACCUUCAGGAGAGACUAGACAGGGCUGAGCAGCAGGUAGAGAGCCUGAAUCAGACUCAGACCUGGACCAGAGAAAUUGCGGAGGCUCAACAGCAGCUUCAAGAGGAGCUAUCAUGCACAGUAUCUGCCGUUCAGAAACUUCAAGAGGAAAGAGAGCAGCUCGACCGCCGCUGUCAAAAGCUGCAGAACCAGUUAUCUGAGGCGAAUGGGGAGGUGACCACGUUGCAGAGCCGCUUGAAAACAGAAGAGACACACUACUACAAUCUGGAGCACUCAUAUGAGAGAGUUUGUGAGGAACUGCAGCUGGCUUUGGGAAAGGUGCAGCAAAGGGACACUGAAACACAGGACAUACGAGAAGGCUACGAGAGACUCCUCGACAUGAAGGAGCAAGAGCUGAGUGAAGUUUUGCUGAAGAUGGAAGUCUUGGGUAAUAGCUUGGAGGAGACAGAAGUGAGGCUGAAUGAAGUGUUGAAGGUUUGCAACUGUGCUUGCUCUCAGCUGAAGCCUAAGGCAGUAGACAGUGGCCAGCUGUCCAAAAGCUCGAAUGCCAUAGAUUUAGUUCAGGGAAACGUCAACCAUUCUGAUGAACAUGCAAGAAAUAGGUCUUGCUCGAUUGAUGCGUCCUACCAGUGCAUUGUCACUGCAGGAGAUGACCCAGAAAGGUUUAUGUCUGUGAUCCAGUUACUUGAAACUAAGCUUUAUGUGACAGAGGAGAAGCUAAGAGACAUCACAGAAAGAUUGGAGGAACACCAGAGUCAUAUCAGCUGCCAGGACCCCCACCUUUGCUCCCAGCUCACUCAGAGCCGAGCCACUGCCCAGCACCUCAGUCUGCUCCUUCAUAGUCAGGCCAAGCAGAGCCAGCGCUUCGCCCAGGAGACAGAGAACCGCUGCAGGAUGUUUUUUGGCAGGUUUCAGGUUGCUCUGAACAUCAUUCAAGCCUGUAGGGAGAGGCUUCAAGUCGCUCCGAUUAGUGUUACAGACUUUGAGAAGCAACUUGCCACUGUUGCUGCCUGCCUUCAGCAAGGACAGAAAGAUGCAGAGAAACAGCAGCAUGAAUCUCAUAAAGCCAGCAAAGGAGAGGACAAAAUCCUCAAUGAUGAGACAUUAGCUGGAGCUGAUAGCAGCAACAGUGCUAAAAGUAAACUCACUAAUACAUUACCCUCAGAGGAUGACAUGGCAAGUGUUAGGAACUGUUUAAUGAGGGAACUAUUUGUAGUAGAGAAAAUGCUAUCUGUCCUUCAGAGUCAACAUGGUAUUGGCCAACUAUCCUUAGCACCAAGAGAAGAUGAGAGGGAUGUGGCACACAGGUACAAAAGCAUAAUCUCCCAAAGAAUAGCCUUAAAAAAAGAAAAGAGGACUCAAUCUGGGAGAGCAGAAUGUGACGGCAGUGAACCUUUGGAAAGUGCCAUUGGGGGAGUCUGUGCUGAAGCUGAGCUCAUUUAUGCUGCCUUAAAAUUUCAGCAGCAAUAUGAGAGCCAGACUCAAGCAAACAAUCAAGAUGUGGAGUGUAAAAAGAAGGCUCUGGCCGAUAUCAGUCCCCCAGAGUUAGCCCCUUAUGAGGAGCAAGUGAAGGUAGAGGGCAGAGGUUUAGAAGAAGCUACAAAACCAGUUAAAAAAGACCAAUCUGAUGACAAAAAGGAGGAGGCCGAGAAAGAACCAGAAUGGUUAGAGAGACUUAUAUCCCGGCUGCAAAGAAGGGCCAAAUUCUUAAACCAACUCUGCAAGGAGAUCUCUGAUGGACAAGUGACCGACCAGUGUUUAUUGGACUACAGUGGGGAAAAUGAUUCAGCAAAAGACGGGAAUUGGAUGCAGGAGCAGGCAAAGUUGAUUUAUUUGUCAGACAGGCUGCACUUGGAUUUAGAGCAGGAGUUGCAGCGAAGUGAGGUGUUACAAAACAAACUGCGAGCUUUCUGCAAAGAGCAAGACACCACAUUAAUGGACGAGCAGGAGGCUCUUAAUCCCACUUUGUGUCAGCUUCAGGAGGACAACAGCGUGCUAAGAGAAGAACUAGAGCGUGCUGAGCAAAAGAUUAUAUCUGUAGAGACUGGGAACCAGAGACUCCUGGAAGACAUAAAGAAAAUUGAGAAUUAUCAUGAGGAACGAAUGCAAAAACUGGAAACAAAGUUUCAAGAGAAGCUAAUGGAACUACAGCAGAUCCAUGAAGAGGAGAUGAAACACUUGCAUGGUUACUAUACGAAAGAGAAACAGACCAAAACCUGCACAGAGGCACCUGCUUUCACCGAAAGUAACUCUUCCCCACUAGACCGAGUAUUGGAGAGAAAAACAAAAGAAGAGCUUGGGAAUUGGAUGGUGGGAGGUGAUGCAGUGGCAGCCAGAGAGGCUCACCAGAAAGAUCUCGAAAAACUUGAGGAUCGCGGUUUCCCUGCUAUGGAAGCUACGCAGAGGAAGCUGAUAGGAGAUCUACAGCAGCAGCAGCAGAUGGAGGCGGCAGCACUUCUGAAGGAGAGAGACCAGCUGCUGCAGGAAGAAACAGCUGCCACGAUGGCGGCAAUCUUAGCGAUGAGAAGAGCCCAUAAACAGGAGCUCGAGAAAAGCGGAGAGUCUCAGCACCUCAGGGAGAGUGCUGACAUCACACAAUUGCAGGACGAAUAUGAGAAGGAGAUCCAGUUAUCGCACAAAGAGCCUGAGGUGUUGUCGGCUCAGCACACUCAGAAAUGCCUGGAAAGCUCUCAUCUGAGCCAAGAGCUGCAGGAUGAGAGAAAAUCCCCGAUGCAGUACCAAAAAGAAAACCAGGAGCUAAAAAAGAAGCAGAGACAGACAGAUGAAAUGUCUCAGCUACAUUUCUCGCUGAAUGGGAAACAGUCACAUGUAGCCGCAGAAACAAGUGACUUCUAUGAGAUGGAGGUGAUUCUGCGGGCGAGGGAGGCAGAAAUGCAGUUUCUCAGACAGGAAGCUUGUUCACUCAGUGAAGAGUUGAAGAUUGCUCAAAUGGACAAAAUAUAUGCCCAGAACAAACUGAAGGCCCUCUAUACAAACCGCCAGGGUGAGCCCCAUCAUGAGGUCAAAAAACUCAGGGACGAUUUCAAGUUCGCCACUUGGUCUCCAGGCAGAGAUGCUUCAGGACCAGGCCUCAAGGACUCGAUGACAAACACAAGUAAUGCUGCUUUUCUGAAGAAAACAGAGAAAUCAUCCCUCAUGCGUCAGAUCAGAGGAGUGAGAUCAAAGAGUUUGAAAGAGGGGCUUUCUGUCCAAGAAAGAAUGAAGCUGUUUGAGUCAUUCUGAACGGAAGGAGAUGAGAAGUUGGAAUCUGCAUGUCAGAGUGAUUUGUUGUUUGGUGUUGAGGUGCUAUGUGCUUUGGAAAAGAGAAG